AUUCACCAGACACCAUGAAACUGCUGGCUCUGCUGCUGAUGGUUGGAGCUGCUGUGGCAGUUCCCCGUGAAAACGGCCGGAUCAUUGGCGGGCAGGAGUGUGAGCCUCACUCUCGUCCGUACAUGGCCUCCCUCAACUAUGGCUACCACUUCUGUGGAGGGGUGCUCAUUAACAGGCAGUGGGUGCUCUCUGUUGCCCACUGUUGGUACAAUCCCACUGCCAUGCAGAUCAUGCUGGGAGAACACGACGUGCGAGUGUUUGAGGGUACAGAGCAACUCAUGAAGACAAAUACCAUCUUCUGGCACCCUGAUUAUGACUACAGGACUUUGGAUUAUGACAUCAUGAUGAUCAAGCUCUUCCAUCCUGUGGAGGUAACCGAGGCAGUCGCACCCAUCCCGCUGCCCACAGCGUGCCCAUAUGGGGGGCUCCCCUGCUCUGUGUCUGGCUGGGGUAACACGGCCAUGGGUGGUGAAGUGUAUAUGCCCACCCGUCUGCAGUGUUUGGAUGUGCCCAUAGUGGAUGACCAGGACUGUGAGAAUGCUUAUCCUGGCAUGAUCACACCCAGAAUGGUGUGUGCUGGAUACAUGGAUGGUGGUAGAGACUCAUGCAAUGGUGACUCUGGCAGCCCUCUGGUGUGUCUUGGAGAGCUCCAGGGCCUGGUGUCAUGGGGUCAGGGAUGUGCCCUGCCUAACUACCCUGGCGUCUACGUCAAAGUGUGCGAGUAUCUCCCAUGGAUCCAAAGCAUCCUGGCAAAGAACCCCUGAAAUCAUUUGUUCCUCUUUCCCCUGCCCUUUAUGUUACCACUCAUCUCUGCUUUGUUUUACAGGGCCAACUGUUAUUUUUCUGGUGUCUUGUCUCCUUUGAGGUUUUCUCCCUCACACAUUCAGAACCAACACAAAGGUUCCAGAACACAAAAAAUAAAAUAAAAUGCUUGGUAUACUCA
This is a messenger RNA of Monopterus albus (swamp eel), 943 nucleotides long. RefSeq names its product trypsin-like. The record is from RefSeq and is a predicted model, not a curated record. Gene Ontology annotation, biological process: proteolysis. The transcript is spliced from 6 exons. NCBI's taxonomy places the organism in Eukaryota, Metazoa, Chordata, Actinopteri, Synbranchiformes, Synbranchidae. Gene Ontology annotation, molecular function: serine-type endopeptidase activity. Bases 15 to 764 code for a protein of 249 amino acids.